Diuraphis noxia (Russian wheat aphid) is the source of this 3077-nucleotide messenger RNA. RefSeq lists its product as uncharacterized. The record is from RefSeq and is a predicted model, not a curated record. Lineage: Eukaryota; Metazoa; Arthropoda; Insecta; Hemiptera; Aphididae.
CUACAGACUACCUCCGACUUCAAAUAUUAUGUAUUUAUGUUUGUUUAGUGAUUAUGGCCGCCUUAACAAAUCCACUAUCAAAUCACAUAAUAUUUGUAUUGGUUAUCCAAAAUCCAAAUAAAUCGUGAAUCGGCCAUCAUGAUUAUUUCGCGGCGAUAAGUUUCUGGCGGUGAAUGCUUUAGGUUUUCGACACAAAUCCAUUGAAAUUAGACUUUACAAACGCAAACCAAUAAUCCAUUCAACAGUACACGUCUGGUUCAUGACCAGUCCAGUUUUAUCGUGAAUAAGUUAAACGAUGGACAAUAAUCAUACGGCCAUGGAUGACAAAAUCGAACUCAAAACCGAGCAUUCGUUCCCGGCCAAGACUGAACAAACAGACGAUAAGGUAACUUUGCCGUUGACCAGCGACGAGACACUGAGUCUAACAAACAAUGGUAAUUGUAUACUAUUGAACUGUGAACAGUUGUCAGUCAACUCGGCCAGUGAAUUCAAUAACAUCAAUCAUUCCAAUAUACAACAGCCCUCCAAAGAUAAAAUAGUUACAAGCUCUCAGUAUCUUACUGCCCAAUCUACUGGUACAGACAUCACUGAAAGAUCAUGGAAUCCUCAUAUAAUUACACCUCCUACAUUGUUCCAAACAAAUUCUGAAAUUGUAUUACACGGUCCUUUCAAAGAAGUCCAUGGUUCAACAUCUGAAAGCACUGUAAUUGAUUCUGAUAGAGACAUCAAACUGCUUACAGAAGAUAAGGAAAAAUCAGUUGGCAAUUUAUAUCCUGAAUAUGAUUACAUAUUUUGUAUUGCAUCUAUCAGUAGGACAACACCAAAUAGUUCUAAAUUGCUUGCGAUAUCAAAAAUUGAUUCAAACAUUAAAGUUGAUAUAAAGUCCGAUAUAUCUUCUCUUAAUGGUUAUGCUGCUGAUCAUUCUAGCUCGUCAAACUCAACUUGUGGGCAUUUAGUUGAAGAACCAUUUUUAGUACCAAAAGUUCCACGAGAUUCAUUUAUGUCAUCUUCAGCAUCAUCAUUUAGUGGUUCAUCAACUGGAAUACUUUUACAGCAAUCAAAAUCUAAACAUAACAAUAUUUUACUGUCAAAAAAUGUAUACACAUAUCCAGAAAAUUUAGCUUGUCACAAGUGUGACCAUGUUUAUCCACGAGUAACAGAAAACUAUAUUACUAGCAAUAUGGACAAUAAUGACAUCAAAAGUGAACCACAAACUAAAACCCGYGCUGGAAAAUCAAGACAAAAAAAAAGACCCAAACAGAAUAAUGACAGUAGUACAAAAAAAAAUUUUAAAAAAACAAAAGAAAAUUCUGAAAAUGAGGAAAAUGAUGUUAAAAUAGAGGAACCUAAAUGUUAUGAUAUGCCAAUUGUUUCUGUUGAAAAUCCAACAAAUGUAGAAAAUAAAACAAAUAAUGAAAAUAAAAUCAAUGAUGACACUCCAACAAAUGAUCCAAUUAAAUUUAAUACGGGUGAUAAAAUUUUUGCAUAUUGGAUGGCAGAUAAAAUGUUUUACCCAGCUGUUAUAAUUGAUGUAGCAUUUCCAAAAUUUAAAGUAGAAUUUUUAUCUGACUACUAUAUAAAACUAUUAAAUUCCGAUUGUCUUGUUCAUAGUGCAGCUCUUAAAAUUGGGUCUCUUGUUGCAAUAUUUGAUACUGUUUCCCAAGAGUAUAGAGUUGGUGAAAUUGUUACUAUUAAUGAAGUGCCCAAUGGUGAAAAAACAUAUACAGUAGAUUUAAAUUCAGAGGUAGUUGUUGUUCCUUUUGAAAAACUAGUAUUAGAUAUGGAUAAAGCAAGAAACUUACAAGACAAAAUAGUAUUAAAAAAUUAUCACAGACUUAGCAUGUCUAAUGUGUCCGAAGGAAAAAGACUUCGUUUAUCUCGAUCAACUAGUACAAAAUGUAAAACUACAAAAAAUGAAUCUAGUAAACGUAAGAAAACUAAACAAGAUGCUCCAGAAACCAAUAAAAGAAAACGAAAAUGCCUAUUUCCUGAAGUACCUGAUCCCAGGUCCAUUCCUAGUACUAGCACAGGAAUUACUGGAGAAGAUGAUUAUGAUGAAGGAAACUUCCAAGCAGGUUCUUCAGAUUCAGACUUUGAUCACGUUAGAGAAGAUUUGACCAAUGUUAACUUGGCUCAAUUAAAAAACUCAGACAUUGAUAGCGAGCAUUCGUCUCCUGACAAAGUUAGUAGUGCAGCUGUGUCUCCAACUGCUAAACCCAUAAAAUUAUUUGAGAACUUACACUUCAUUGUCUCUUAUUCUAAAUAUAAACGGAUACCAAUGUCCAAUGACAGUGAUCAGGGCACUGAUAAUGAAAUUAACCAACAUUCACAUUAUUUUAAACCAGAUAAAAUCCAUAAAAAGUAUCUGGAAUCCCUAAUAUAUAAACAUGGUGGUUCUGUGCAUAGGUAUUUAAAUGUAUUACCAAAGUCAUGUUACAAGUGUGCAUACAUUAUUACUGAUACUCCUUCACAAACAUGUAAUUUUUUAUUGGGUUUGAGUCUUGGUAUACCAGCUUACCAUCAUAGAUGUAUUGAACAUGCCAUUUCUCAAAAAUUGUCAUUCAGCGAGUUCAUAUUAAAGAACGAUAUUAAACCAAUACCAAAUGGUUGGUCUGUGGAAAAGAAAGAAGUUAUCUUCCGUUCGCCUAAAACCGUACACUCGAACAUAUUUUCUGACUAUGUUGUCUAUGUAUGUUUAUCAGACGAACCCAAGAAUAGUUUUUUUUCCAGUUUGUUAAAAUUUUCUGGWGCCAUAGUGUACACCAUCACAAAAAAAGGGGCUGUAAGCCUGCCAUUAAUACGCCACAUGACCGUCAUUAUAACUGACGACCAAUGUCCUAGUUCAAUCAUGAAUGAAAAAAUUCCCAAGUUAUCAACUUUAUGGAUAGUUCAAAGUUUAAUUUGCGAAUCUCCUCGUCCUAUUGACGGUCACGAGAGUUAUAUUGCAAUAAGCGAUGCAGGCGAAUAAACUGAUACCUAACAGUUCAAAAUCGAUUGACGAUAAAAUGUAAUAUUUUAUGAUUAUAUAAAUGUUAAUAAAUUAUUUCCGAAUAACUUUAUUUAUUUUUGGCAAGUUG